GUUUUUGUAUUUAUUUUCUCUUCUAGAAAGGAGCUGGCAAAACAUUAAAAGUAAAUAGGGGCCUACAAUAUUAAAUGUUAACUUUAAUUUCACUUAUAUCUAAGAAAGAGAAGAUGAAGAAGCUUCUGGGUUUCUUUUGACUUCUUCAAAAGGGCUGAAAAAAAUAAAGAAUGUGAACAAGUUUCUUUUCUCUUCUUCAAAGGACAAAAAAAUAUGAAGAAUUAUCUACAUUCGAAUUUUCGAAGGAGAAAAAAAUCGAAAGUAUCUAUAUACGUUUUUCAGGUGCUCAAACUGGAGUUUGUUAUGGAAGGCUAGGGAAUGGAUUACCAUCUCCAGCAGAUGUUGUGUCACUAUGCAAUCGAAACAACAUUCGAAGAAUGAGAAUAUACGAACCUGACCAGCUGACCCUUCAGGCGCUCCGAGGAUCCAACAUUGAGGUCAUGCUAGGUAUCCCGAACACGGAUCUUGAAAACGUUGCUGCUAGCCAAGACAAUGCAAAUAUAUGGAUCCAAAACAAUGUUAAGAACUAUGAUAAUGUCAAGUUCAGGUAUAUAGCUGUUGGAAAUGAAGUUAGUCCCUUCAAUGAAAACUCAAAGUAUGUACCUGUUCUUUUCAAUGCUGUAAGGAACAUUCAAACCGCAAUAUCUGGAGCCGGUCUCGGAGACCAGAUCAAAGUUUCCACAGCUAUUGAAACUGGACUUACUACAGAUACUUCUCCUCCAUCGAAUGGAAGAUUCAAAGAUGAAGUUCUACGAUUCAUCGAACCUAUAAUCAACUUCCUUGUGACGAAUCGCGCUCCUUUGCUUGUCAACCUUUAUCCUUACUUUGCAGUAGUUGACAAUCCAGUCAUUAAGCUUGAGUAUGCACUUUUCACAUCACCUGAAGUUGUUGUAAAUGAUAACGGAAGAGGAUACAAGAACCUUUUUGAUGCCAUCUUAGAUGCCACAUACUCGGCCCUUGAAAAAGCUGGUGGCUCGUCUUUGCAGAUCGUUGUAUCGGAGAGUGGUUGGCCUUCAGCUGGAGCAGGGCAGUUAACUUCCAUUGACAAUGCCAGGACUUAUAACAACAAUCUGAUUCAACAUGUGAAGGGAGGGAGUCCUAAAAGGCCUUCCGGUCCAAUAGAGACCUACAUUUUCGAUCUGUUUGAUGAAGAUCAGAAGAACCCUGAAAUCGAGAAGCAUUUCGGACUAUAUUCAGCAAACAUGCAACCUAAGUACCAGAUCAGUUUUAACUAGUUAAAAAGCAAGAGGAGAGCAUUAAAAGGAAUAAAGGACUUACCUUUGUAUGUAUGUAAAUUCUGAAUAACAUUUCCAGCUUCAAGAGAAAGUAGCCUAUUGGCAUUAUGUACUGAAAUUAUCAUAUGCUAAUAAAGAAAUCAACAUAUUACAAUAAUGAAACACCCCCUUUGGUGUAGCCUUUCCCG
This is a messenger RNA of Solanum pennellii, 1423 nucleotides long. Its product is annotated as glucan endo-1,3-beta-glucosidase, acidic. NCBI's taxonomy places the organism in Eukaryota, Viridiplantae, Streptophyta, Magnoliopsida, Solanales, Solanaceae. The record is from RefSeq and is a predicted model, not a curated record. The transcript has 2 exons. Gene Ontology annotation, biological process: carbohydrate metabolic process. Bases 378 to 1235 code for a protein of 285 amino acids. Gene Ontology annotation, cellular component: plasma membrane. Gene Ontology annotation, molecular function: hydrolase activity, hydrolyzing O-glycosyl compounds.